ACGGACCCCGAUGGGACCCCGCGCGCUGGUGGCUCCUCCCGUGCCCGGAGCCGCCACCCCCGGAGGGGGCCCAUCCCAGGGCCGUGGUGCGCGCGCGACCCACAUGCUUGGAGACCCUUCUCCAAGCCGGGGCCCCUCGUGGGAACCCCGCUGGGAACCGUGAGCCCCUCCAUGGGUCCUAGGUUUAGGAUCCCCAGUUCUCAGAGAAGGUCCUGAUGUCAUUCACAUGCUCCCCAAAGCCUUGCCUCAGUUUACCGCUCGGUGUCUGCCGCUGUGAAUUCGACCGCGUGGUGUCGGGGUCAAGAUGGCAGUGUGUCCAGCCACGGGGAGGGGCGGGGGUGGGGUCGCGUCACCCGAGGGUCCCGGGAUCCUCGCGCGCUUCCCAGAAAGGGGAUGCUGUACCCCGGCCUCGCCGCACGGCUCAGGGGAGUGGCCCGCGUCUCGGGGCCGCCACUUCCGGCGACGCCAGACCCCACAGUCAGCUCCAGGCGGACUGGGCUAGGCGGAGGCACCUGGGUGGCUGUGCGGGGUCCUGAUCACCCGCGGAACCCUGAUGCAGCGCGACGUAGGGCCCGGAAGGCGCUUCCUUCCCCGGGGCUCACUUGGGCGCGAGCGGUGGAGCACACUGGUAACCCCGGCGCUCACUUGGGAGGCUGAGGCAGAAGCUCCGCGAGUUCAAGGGUUGCCUGGUCAAUGUAGCCCGUCUCAAAACAAAAAACAAACAAACAAAAAAAGCGGAAAUGUAGCUUGGUGGGGCAACAGCGCCCCUGGGCUCCUUUCUCAGUCCUGGGGGCGGGGAAGGUUGGAGCCCGAGGCCCUCCUAAAACAUUGGGGGAGGUCUUAGCAGACCCUUUCUAUGACGGUCAUGCUGUGUGUCCCGGACGCAACGUGGACUUUAUCUCUGCUCUCUCCCUCUUUUUCUGUUUGCUCGGCCCGAGCUCGCUCUGCAGAGCCAGUUUCUCCCAAUCCGUCGGUUGGGCUUCCUUUUUUUUGUUUUGGGUUUUUUUUUUUUUUUUUUUUGUCUCUAAUUUGCCAACGAUUCUCUUGCCUCAGCCUCCGAGUGCUGGAUUAUAGAAGUGCGCCACCACGACGGCUGGUUUUGCUUUCUUGAAUAAAUUUUGCCGCUGCUUAAAACAAAACAACACAACACCAAACGCGGAAGGGACAGCGCUGGCGCGGCUGCCGCCUGGGCUGGGUUGGGCUGAGCCGGGCUGGCUCGGCCCCUGCUGCACUCUCAGACGCACGCUGGCCCUGGCUUGGGAUUGGGGGUUCCUCAAUCACCCCAGCCCAGCCCUCCCCUCAGCUGACUGCACCUGCAGCCCUUUCCUGUCUGCUUGGGUUCCCCGUCUCGCACUGAGGCGUUGCUGUCUCGAGGGGUCCCCAUGGCUCCGGGUUAGGCUCCGGGGGUAUCUGCCCGGGUGUGAUGGGCGCCGGAGCCGCAGCGCUAAACGGCGCCACCAGAGGGCGCCAUCACCCCACGGACGCGCUCAGGCACGCCCCCCGCGACAGCUUCCUGGUGGAAACUGAGGCCCGGAGGAGAGUUGCGAGGGCAGGCCGGUGACGGCAUAGAGAUGGGGUCGUGCUCGAGGUACGGUGAUCCGUGCGGGCCCCACUAGGCCCAAUCUUAUCUCCCGGCCCUCGAGAGUGGAAACUCAGGUUGAAAGGUAGUCCCCAAUUUGGACUGGACGUGCUUCGGGUCCGGUCUGCAAGUGUCAGCCGGUUGAUGAUUAAGCCGAGUACAGGCGGCUGGCGCGGGAACUCCGUUUCUUCUGCCGUGUUACGGGACACGGAGAGACCCGGCCGCUUCUGCGCGCAGCCGCGCGGGGCGGUGUGUGUUUUGCUCCACGCCAGUGUGCGGAGCCACGCCCCCUUCUGGCCCUAUUGGUUGACUCCCUCCCUGGGUGGGCGUGGCUUGCGUCUGCGGUCACGCCCUCCUCCCGGCCGUAUAAAAGAAACGCCAGCGAGCUGCUGGAGUUGCUGGCCUGUUCGGCGAGUUUGCUUUCGCGUUUGUACCAGCUGUGAGUUUGAGACCCGCGACAGCAGCUCCCCUGCCCGUGUCUCCGCGCCGCGGGUUCGAGGCCCGGGUGUGUGCGUUCAGUGUAUUCGCUUCCCUGCCGAGGCGGGAUGCUGUUCGACAAAGUGAAGGCGUUCGCCGUGCAGCUGGAGGGCGGGACGGCGGGCGCGGAGCCCGUAUUCAGUGGCGGCCAGUGGGUGGCGGGCCGGGUGCUGCUGGAGCUGGCGAGUGCGGUGAGCGCCGGCUCCCUGGAGCUGCGGGCGCGGGGCCGCGCGCACGCGCACUGGACCGAGUCGCGCAGCACGGGCUCCAGCGUGGCGUACACACAGAGCUACAGCGAGCGCGUGGACUUCGUGAGCCACCGCGCCACCCUGCUGACUUCAGACACAGGCGAGCCCACGACCCUGCCCGCCGGGCGCCACGAGUUCGCCUUCAGCUUCCAGCUGCCCCUGACCCUGGUGACCUCCUUUGAGGGCAGGCACGGCAGCGUGCGCUACUCAGUCAAGGCCACGCUGCGCCGACCCUGGGCCCCCGCGCGCCGUGCCAGGAUGGUCUUCACUGUCAUCGAGAGCCUGGACAUCAACACUCCCGCGCUGCUGGCACCCCAAGCUGGAGCCCGGGAGAAGCUUGCCCGCUCCUGGUACUGUAACCGAGGCCUGGUGUCCCUGUCCGCCAAGAUCAACCGCAAAGGCUACACCCCAGGAGAGGUGAUCCCCAUCUUCGCCAAGGUCGACAACAGCUGCACGCGCCCUGUACAGCCCCGCGCAGCCCUGGUGCAGACUCAAACGUUCAUGGCCAGGGGUGCCCAGAAGCAGAAGUGCCUAGUGGUGGCCAGCCUGGCUGGGGAGCCAGUGGCCCCAGGGCAGUGCGCCCUGUGGCAGGGCCGGGCACUACACAUCCCCCCAGUGGGGCCCUCCAUUCUGCACUGCCAUGUACUGCGUGUGGACUACUCACUUAAGGUUUGCGUUGAUAUACCAGGUUCCUCGAAGCUGCUCCUGGAGCUGCCCCUGGUCAUCGGCACUGUGCCCUUGUAUCCUUUUGGCAGCCGCACCUCUAGUGUGGGGAGCCACGCUGGCUUCCUGCUGGAGUGGGGGCUGAGCUCCCUGCCUGAGCAGCCUGAAGCCCCUCCAGAGUAUGCAGACGUGGUGACAGAGGAGGAGGAGGCGGCUGUGGCUGCCACACAGGGCACAAUGCCAUUACUGCCAGACACCCCCAUGAGCCUUGAAGGCCCCUACUUCGCUUACCUACAGCAGUGCCGCUACCACCCACCACCCCUGUACUCGGAGGCAUCACCCCCUGACUCACCGAAGUGUUAAACUCAGGAGGAUCCAAACCCACCUGCCCAGUCCAUGAGGCCUCGCUGCAUGACCUGCUGAGCAGUGACCAGACUCCUCAGGGAUGAGGCUACACAGACUUCAGCCACUGUGACCACAGAGAACUCCAAGGGCCAGCAGCUGGACUGCAUUGGAACCAGGGAAACUGAGUCUCGGCACAAGGAAGGCAGUGCUGAUCCAGCAUCACCAUCACGCAAGGUUAAAGACGAUCCCACCAGGACCCUGGCACAUGAGGAUGGAAUCAUUUGUCCAGCACAGCCCUCUGGGAAAUGUGAGCCUGGCAGUGCCCAGCCUGUGGCCAGUGCAGUCUGGGGGAGACAGAGCCAGAGCCAGACACAGACACUUGAGAAAUCAGAGGGAGGACCCGGGAGAGUCCCACAGGGAAGCAGAGAAGGCUUCCUCGAGGACAUUUGAGCUGGGGCUUUGGCAUGUGAAUAGGAGCUCAGCAUCAGAUGAGCAGGAAGAGAAGGCCAGAGCUACGUGACAUCUGGCGGCCACCCUUUGAUCUCAGAACCAGGGUUCUUAAAUAGAGAGUCCCAGCCCAGGCCACAUCGUGAGCCUGGACAGGCAAGAGGACAGGGGACCAGGACUUGAGGCCUCGGUGGGGGCAGCGGCUGUGGCCUUUGAGCUGCUAGUUCCUAGCCAGCAGGCACCUCCCGAGCCCUCAAGUCUCAGGCUGCUGAGAACCCAAGAGCUGGGGCAGGCCCGUGGCACAGAGGGCCUUCAGGACGCCUGGGGGAGCUGGAGAUCCCCACCUGGAUCCCCUCCCUGACUGGGGCUGGGCCGGGGGACUCGGCCAUCCCCCCCCAGGCUGUCACCCCACCCCUUUUGUACAGUUCUUUUUGUAAAAUAAAAGCGUGUACCAUGA
Messenger RNA from Cavia porcellus (domestic guinea pig), 4216 nucleotides. It is a transcript of the gene Arrdc2, whose product is annotated as arrestin domain containing 2. Gene Ontology annotation, biological process: protein transport. Lineage: Eukaryota; Metazoa; Chordata; Mammalia; Rodentia; Caviidae. The record is from RefSeq and is a predicted model, not a curated record. Gene Ontology annotation, cellular component: cytoplasm; plasma membrane. The transcript is spliced from 8 exons. The coding region runs from base 2125 to 3330 and encodes 401 amino acids.